Messenger RNA from Papaver somniferum (opium poppy), 1077 nucleotides. RefSeq names its product ankyrin-1-like. The transcript has 10 exons. The record is from RefSeq and is a predicted model, not a curated record. Gene Ontology annotation, molecular function: protein binding. Lineage: Eukaryota; Viridiplantae; Streptophyta; Magnoliopsida; Ranunculales; Papaveraceae. Bases 1 to 1077 code for a protein of 358 amino acids.
AUGGGAGAGAAACGGAGAGAACAUGAACUAGGAAGUCUUGGACGAGCUUCGAGAUAUGAGAACACUGAUAAACAAUUUGCGAAGAGGCAGCAGAGUGAAGCUGGCGGAGGUGAAACUCCUCUAUCUUGGGAAGCCAUAGAAGGGCGCUUGGCCGCCGUGGAAUAUCUUCUUCAAAUGGGUGCUAAUCCUGAAAUACGAAACGAGAGAAAUAAGAAUCCUUUGCAUCAUGCUGCUAUGCAAGAUGAUACUGAUGAUUUUGGCUCGGCGCUACAAUAUGCUGCUGGUGGUGACAAACACGAUACUGUUAAAGUUCUUCUAGAUUAUGGGGCGAAUCCUAAUUUGGUCUUCCAUGAGACAUUUACAUCACUUCAGGCAUCCAUCGAAGGCCUUUUCUUGGCGGCAGGUGCUGAUCCAAAUGGUGGACCAGAUGGAGUAAAAGCUCUGCUACUUGCAGCUAAGGUGGGGGCAACAACAGAAAUCAUCGAGGAAAUGGUUGAAGCUGGUGCUGCCGAUCCAAAAUUUAAAAAUUUAAAUUUCUUAACAAGGGCAACACAAAUCGUCAAGCUACUGGUUGAAGCUGGUGCAGAUCCGAAUGUUACGAAUUCACGCGGACUAAAGCCAGUAGAAAUUGCAGCUGCUAACGGUAAUCGUCGAGGUGUUGAGAUUCUUUUUCCUCUGAUGACUUCAAAAGCAAAGCAACAUUUUCUUGAGGCAAAAUCAAGGGGAACAAAUGCAUUCCAGAGGAAGGAGUAUUGGCUGGCAGUAUAUCGGUAUACUGAGGCCCUCAAUAUCAAAUCUGGUGAUGCAGCUCUACUAUCCAACAGGAGUUUGUGCUAUGUGUGCUUAAACAAAGGAGAUCUCGCUUUUGAAGAUGCUAAUCAAUGCAUGUUGGAAAGACCAGACUGGCCUAAGGCAUUUUAUAGGGCAGGCGGAGCACUCAAACUGCUGAAUAGGCUUGAUGAGGCAGCAGAUGCUUUCUUCAAUGGUUUGAAACUGGAUCCUAAAAACAAAGAGCUUGAAGAUGCAUUCAGGGAGGUGACUUUAGACAAGUUGAAGGCCAUGAAUGUCCCAGUUUAG